AAUACAAGCACAAAGUAUAGAGUUACUAAUUAUAAUCUCUUUCUUUGAAAUGAUAAUUUCAAAGUUAUGCCUUCUAGAUGCUAAAAAGAUCUUUCUUCUCUCCAAGUACAAAUAAAGAAAUAGUACUUAAAAUUAAUGAUUAAAAUUGGUUUAAUUUGGAGUGAAGUAAGAAAUUAAUUAAGCUUAUAAAGAAACAAUCCUUUUUGAAUGAGUCAUAUAAUUCACUUGGUUUGAACUUAAUUUGCACUUUGGAUUCCACUGCCAUGUGGCUUUUCAAGAUGAAGCCAAUUUUAAAAACAACAAAAAUGUAAGACCAAAAGUUAAUGUAAGACCAUUUCAAUUCCCUACUCACACCAUAAUACUUCUCUUCUUUCCCUUCCCUUAUAAAUAUGCACUUAAACCAACUCAAGCUGAAGUCAAGCAAUCCAAACUUUUUGAAGUGAAGGACAAUUAACCAACACAAAAAUCAAACCAAAUGGCAAGAAAGAGAAAGGUUGUUGAAGUAGUGGAAGACAAGAGCUCAAGUGAAGGAGGAGCUAUGGCUUGGGAUGAGAUGGUGAAGGAAGCGGCAGCAACAGCAGCAGCACUAGGCGGAGGUGCUCGGAGGGCCCGAAAGCGAUUUGUUGGCGUUCGUCAACGACCAUCGGGCCGAUGGGUGGCGGAGAUCAAGGACACUAUACAAAAGAUUAGAGUCUGGUUAGGGACAUUUGACACAGCAGAGGAAGCAGCUAGAGCUUACGAUGAGGCAGCUUGUUUACUCCGUGGUUCGAACACGAGAACAAACUUCUGGCCUUGCUCCCCUUUAUCAUCUUCAUCACCUGCCCUUCCUUCAAAGAUAACCAAUUUGCUUAUCCAAAGGCUUAAUGCAAGAAACAACUCCUCCAUCAAUAAUCUUCCAAACAAUCAGCAAGAACAAAAACAUCAGCCAAUUCAAGAGAGGAUGCUACACUCAAAUGAACAUCAAAACAGAGAAGAGUUAGCAACAAUAACACCAACAACAACAACAUGUUUCACAGACAGAGUUCUAAGUGAUUUGCUCAAUGACCAAGAAGUUUUCACCACUAAUCCCAAUAUUGAAGAAAUCAGUAGAAGUUUUGAGUCAUGUUUGACAGAGAAAGAUGAAUCUGAUAGUGGGGAAAUGGAGAGCAGCAAGUGGAUGGGAAUGACUCAGAUGAAAUACUCAAAUGGGGGAGAUGAAAUAAAUGAAAUAGUCCAAGAAGACGAAGAAGAAUCAAAUGUUUUGGAUUUUCAUUUCCUGGAUGACAUUGGGCCACCAUGUUACUACUCUCCAUUUGAGAUAGCAGAGGAGAUUGGUGAGGCAAUGGAAGGAGGAGAAGGGAGUGAAGAUGAGCAAUCCUCAAUGCUAAGAGAAGCUAUGAAAAGGAUGAAAUAUGAGAGGAAGAUUUCAGCUUCUCUGUAUGCAUUUAAUGGGAUACCAGAGUGCUUAAAAUUGAAGCUUGGGAAAGGAAGUGAAAAUGGGAGAGGAAGAACAAACUCUGAGCUGAUAACAAGCUUGAGAAAAGCAUGUGACAGAAGAAGAUCAGAUGAGGAGAAGGUUGAAGAAGAAGAAGAAGAAGAAGAAGACGAAGAAGAAGAAUUAGAAGAAGAGUAUGUGAAGACGAUGGAUGAAGAUAAAGAAGAAAGUUGUUCACCAGAAAUUGAGUCUUUUUCAAGCAGUGAAGUUGACUUGUCCAUUUGGAGUUCAUUAGAUCUUCCACCCAUUUGCUUUGUUAACUGAGUUCUUUGCCUUCACCAUCAUCAACAAGAAACCCUGAAAGAAAAAUUGGGUUUUGGGACCAUUUCUUUCCCCCUUUUUCUUUUUGUCCAGAUAAAAAGCUGAGGUCUAAAAUAUAUAUACUCAUAAUUUGACAAUUAACCAUAUAGAUCUAUCUACAGAUUGAUGGAGAAGAACAAUUGGGAUGUAUUGUUAAAUUCAUAUUUUAUCCACCAGAAAGUUAUUUUCAUCUUAAUUUUCAGUCUUUUUCUGUGUUACAUUGAUAAUAAGCAUCAUCUCAAAACAUUGAAUAAACAAAACUUGAAAAACAUAUAAAGGGGGGAUCUUUGUUCUGAGUUUUUUUUUUUUUUCCAAUAUGUAAUUUAUUUUCCCUACUUAAAAACCUUUGAUAAAAUAAAAGCAAGGAAUUGACUUAAUAAGACACAAGAAAGCAACUCGAAGCCUAUGUUCACACACUUACAUUGAAAUAUUAAAUUAACAUCCCCUUCUUCUGUAAGCAAAGAAUGUUCACAUACCAAAGAUAGACUAUACUAUCUUCUAACAUAAUUGAAUCAAAUUGGUGCAAAAAGAUGUUAAUACGCAGAUAAGGAUUCUAAAAUGAAAUAAAAUAAAUCCUUGGUUUGGCUCCUUGUGUAAUCAAAGAAUUAUUGUUCUUUGCUUUGGCCUUCCCAUCAGCGUUAAUACAAGUAUGAGAGAUUAUAGGGAUAUCCCCCUUCAAGCCAUUUGAAGACAAGGUGAACAAAACUUUUAAUUUGUCCAUUGCUAAAACAAGAAUAUGCUAUAGAACAAUACAAUUCUUCAAUCCACAACUGGCUUUUUUGCUUGUGCUCAAAUAGGAACACAAUAAUAUGACCAAUAGCCAAUGUUCUUUAAAGCUAAAGGCACGGAAAAGCACAAGUCUUCUAGGACUUAAGCGCAAGGCGCAAUGUGGGGCACACUAUAUAUAUAUAAGUACUACAUUAAGAAGAGAAAGUAUAGUUGAAGUAGAAAAAUGGAGGGGGAGGGGGGAAUUGCAUUUAAACUUAGUAAAUUUUAUUUUUUUAGUUAAUAAAGAGGGAAAGCCCUUAAUUAUUACUAUUUUUUAAAAGUAAUAAAAAGCCCCAAGGCCCAACGCUUCGACCCUUGGGGCUUCACAAAAAGCAUGUGCUUGAAGGACAGCAUUAUUUUGUGAGUCUCACAUUUUCAAGGCGAGACGCCAAACCUACACCUGAGGGCUUUUUAAAACCUUAAUAGAAUAACUAGAAAAUUGACGGUACAGACUAAAAUGCUACUAAACUCAAACUUCAGGAGUUAAUAUCGAGUUUGAAAAGUCAAGGACUGAGAUGCAACCAAAUUCAAAUUUCAUGAAUCAAAAAUUUAAAUCUGUCC
This is a messenger RNA of Benincasa hispida (wax gourd), 3103 nucleotides long. RefSeq lists its product as uncharacterized. The record is from RefSeq and is a predicted model, not a curated record. NCBI's taxonomy places the organism in Eukaryota, Viridiplantae, Streptophyta, Magnoliopsida, Cucurbitales, Cucurbitaceae. Gene Ontology annotation, molecular function: DNA binding; DNA-binding transcription factor activity. Gene Ontology annotation, biological process: regulation of DNA-templated transcription.